Camelina sativa (false flax) is the source of this 1515-nucleotide messenger RNA. RefSeq names its product actin-11-like. The record is from RefSeq and is a predicted model, not a curated record. Lineage: Eukaryota; Viridiplantae; Streptophyta; Magnoliopsida; Brassicales; Brassicaceae.
AUCAGUAUAAUCUUUGUGUACGGCCGUGCCUCGGUUUAUUUUCCAAUACUACAAAAAAACAGCUUAGAACCGACAGGCAUAUCUGUCAGAUAGCCGUUAGAAAUAUUCAUUACCGACGAAAAAGAAACGUCCGUCGAAUCUAGAUUGUCGGAAAAAUUAUUCUGUUAGAAAUCCGUCGGAUCUAAAUCUACAAGUAUAAUGUCGGAGUUAGAGGCUAUCGUGUGUGACAACGGAACUGGAGUGAUCAAGGUGGGAUUUGCCGGAGAUGAUGCACCAAGGGCUGUGUUUCCAAGCAUCAUAGGUCGUCCACGGCACAAGGGGGUGAUGCUUGGAUAUGACCAUGUGGGAUUUUAUGUGGGAGAUGAAGCUCAAGCCAAGAGAGGUAUUCUUACACUUAAAUACCCAAUGGAGCAUGGUAUUGUUAACAAUUGGGAUGACAUGGAGAAGAUUUGGCAUCAUACUUUCUACAAUGCGUUGCGUGUGGCUCCUCAAGAACACCGUGUGCUUCUCACUGACUCUCCUCUAAACCCAAUUGCCAAUCGCGAGAAGAUGGCUCAGAUCAUGUUUGAAACCUUCGAUACUCCUGCUAUGUAUGUGGCCGUUCAGGCCGUUCUCGCUCUCUAUGCUAGUGGUCGUACCUCAGGUAUUGUGUUAGAUUCAGGAGAUGGUGUGAGCCACAUAGUUCCAAUCUACAAAGGUUACUCACUCCCACACGCGAUUAUGCGUCUAGACUUGGCAGGCCGUGACCUAACCCACUACCUCAUGAAAAUCAUGAUGGAACGUGGCUACACAUACACCACAUCAGCCGAGCGGGAGAUCGUCCGAGACAUCAAAGAGAAACUCUGUUAUGUAGCUCUCGACUACGAGAAAGAAUUGGAUAAAGCUAAAACAUGCUCACAAGUCAACAAAACCUACGAGCUUCCCGACGGUCAAGUGAUCACAAUAGGAGCCGAGAGAUUCAGGUGCCCUGAGGUUCUUUUCCAGCCGUCUUUGGUCGGGAUGGAAUCUUCUGGUAUUCAUGAGAUGACCUACAAUUCGAUAACGAAGUGUGACGUUGAUAUAAGGAAAGCUUUGUAUGGAAACAUUCUCAUGAGUGGUGGCUCGACGAUGUUCCCUGGGAUCGCGGAGAGGAUGAGCAAAGAGAUGAGUAAGCUUGCACCCGCUAAUACGAGAAUUAAAGUUGCGAUUCCUCUGGCGAGGAAGUAUAGUGUUUGGAUUGGAGGCUCCAUUUUGGCUUCUCUAAGUUCCUUUGAACAGAAGUGGAUAACUAAGGCUGAGUAUGAAGAAACUGGAGCGGCGAUUGUUCACAAGAAAUGCUUACUUUAGCCUUUUUUGUGCUUUCUUCUCUAGGCCUUUCUUGAUUUAAUAAACUGUGAGGGAUUUUGUGUUGGAACAGUGGUCAAGUGUCAAUGGACUUGGUUUGUUGUCGUUGUUGUUGCUGACAAAAGAAGAACAUUUCCAAAACUAUUCUUGCGAUUAUAUAUGUAUGGAUUAUUGUUAAUCAGGGUCAUUUAA